AUGCUGGAGUUCCGCGGCUCGCGUUGGACCUUCUCCGUGCCCAACGACGGCCUGCUGCGGGACAUCGGGCGCGCGCUCUGGGCCAUCCUGCAGAACGAGCCGUCCCGGGACGCUCGCGCUCCAUCGCUACUCAAGCGGGUCGUUCCUCACCAUCCGUCGUGUAGCCUGCUGUAUUACAAGGAACUGGAAGAUCUGCAGAAAAUUCUGCACUUUCCAGAGCAGCUGGCGCUGUCCAUGACCGAGACUGAGCACAAGCUGUUCUCACAGGUGUCGGCUAUAGCGUACAUCCGGUACACGACGUGCGACCUGACCGGUUCUGAGGUACUCCACCAAAACGACAUCCAGGACCUGUUGCAGCGGUUCAACGAGGUGCGCUGCUGGGUGACCCACCUGGUGGUGAGCCAGCCCACGGACGAGGACCGGCGCGGCGUGCUCUCCUGCCUUCUGCGCGCCGCCCAGACCUGCUGGAACCUGGGCAACUUCCACGGCGCCGCUCAGCUGGUAGCAGGCCUUCGAUCGGAAAAGCUCCGCCCGUUCUGGGCUUCCCUGGCGGAAAAAGAGGACAUCCCUGUGCUGGACUUCUUAUUUUCUGUUUUGGAGUAUGACGUCACGCCUAAAUCCCAUGACGCCAUCAACCCACACUACACGGCGGCCUUGCAACGUGCACUGGCAAUCAAGCAAUGCAAGGUCGUGCCGUUCUUCGGGGUCAUUCUACGGCGUCUGCGCGGCAUCCUGACCCAGUGCCCCAGUCUGGCUGUGGUGCGCGAAACGCCAGCCGAGGUGAUAUCGGAGCCAAGCUGCGAGAACUUCUCCUCGCCGCUCGGUGUCGGCGGCCUGAUCAAUAUGGAGAAGUUGAGGCAAGUGCAGCUGGUGGUGGACGAGAUCCAGGCCUGCCAGAACCACGCCACCGAGCAACAGGGACACCUCAACAGCAAGCUCAACAACUUCGAGUUCCCGUAGGUGAUCCUAGGUGGCGCGCACAGAUGACUGCCACUCGAAAGUUGCAGUACUUUUGCGAUGUGACUGGGGAUUGUGUGCUAUGCAAAGGACUAUCAAUCAAACAAAACAUUGCGCGUUUUAACUGCACCCUGAUUGGUAAUGUGGAGAAGGUUCCGAAACAGCGAGUCGCAACUACGUUCAUACAUA
Molecule: messenger RNA, 1146 nt
Organism: Pollicipes pollicipes
Lineage: Eukaryota; Metazoa; Arthropoda; Thecostraca; Pollicipedomorpha; Pollicipedidae
Product: 1-phosphatidylinositol 4,5-bisphosphate phosphodiesterase epsilon-1
Exons: 7
Coding region: 1-960 (319 amino acids)
Biological process (GO): Ras protein signal transduction
Cellular component (GO): plasma membrane
Molecular function (GO): guanyl-nucleotide exchange factor activity
Source: RefSeq, a predicted model, not a curated record